Messenger RNA from Dermacentor andersoni, 5314 nucleotides. Its product is annotated as solute carrier family 35 member F3-like. The record is from RefSeq and is a predicted model, not a curated record. Lineage: Eukaryota; Metazoa; Arthropoda; Arachnida; Ixodida; Ixodidae.
UGUGCCGGCGGCGGGAUGGGGGGUGGCGUGGGAAACAGUGUUUUGAAAUCGUCUUCCUCCUCCUCUUCUCUCCUGGCUCUCUUUUAGCGGGGCGGUGCAUGCCGAUCUCGUUUGGAAGGGAGAAAGCGGGCGGGCAGCCCGACUGACCGACCGACCCAGUCAAGUUGCGCAAGUUUCGUUAAGCAAAAGUGCACGCGGAGACGCGAUCGGAAAAGAAGACAAAAAAGUAAUAACGCAGAGAAGAGCGACAGAAGAAAGAACCGUGCUGAGUCGGUGACCACUCAUUUUUUUUUUUUUCACCGUGUUGCACGCAGUUACGUUUGGUUUCGUCUUCCCUUUCUUUUUUUUUUUGUCCCUUGGCCCGUUCAGUAUACACGGCGCGGGGGAAGUGCAGUUUAGUUUCGGCGCGGCUGACAUUACGCAAGUAAUGCAACUCCAUGGAUCUGUCGAAAGCGCUGGCCGAUUGAAGGGCGUAUAGCGCCAUACUCUGUUUAUUUUCGGGCCACCAAAUUGAUCCCUCCGUCUGUCGCGUCUUUACUGUUCUGAGCUGAGCGAGAACUAUCGACUCGGCGCAAAGUGCCCCAUAUACGCAGUUGCGCGCCGAACUCGAGCUUCAUAUAAGAGAAAUUCGGAGGAAAAGUAAUCGCGUAGGAAAAAUAAAGCAAGGAGGACUCUUGACUCGCCGAUUUCGUUGUUCGUCAUUGGUGUGUGUGUGUAUACGUCGACAAUUCCCUUUACGCAACUGCAAACCGACGACAAUCGAAAGAGCGCUGCUCUUCCAAAAUGCAUCUCUUUUGAAGUCGAUUUAAACGAGAACGUUCACUUGGCGUACCAGCUCUGACGAAACUGCACGUGGAGUAGUCUGUCGCAAGACUGUUCUUCCAAAGAAAGAAAGAAAGACAAGAAGAGAAACCAUCAAUGUUAUCGGCAGCAUUGAGGCGCAUCAAGUGAAUCUGCGGCGAACAAGGGGAUUGAGCAAACCGGCGACCUCUGGGAAGGAAAUUUCAGUAAAAUAUCGCUUCUCGGCGACCGGCGUGGAGCGCAAAUAGGAGGCACCGACGGAAUCGUCGGGCGCGUCACAAUACCGGCCCACUGCGAGAAAAGUGCACCGGGCUCGUAUGUCGUCAUCGUCAGGGAGAGUUCAUUCCCGAAGCAAAGCCUCCCUCGGAUCAAGCCUAUAGCUCGCGUCCACGUGCUCAAGGAUUGCACAAUCCGGGAGCGAAACAAGAACGGGCUAUCCCCAGAGACAAGCACGCAUUCCGAGCUCGAUACUAGAGACGCAACUCAAAGAAGCGAAGGUGUCCUCAUACGGCUAAUUAAUCGCUGAAUGGACCAUCAAUAGAGGGACUAUAUUUGUAUCAGCAACACUGAUAAGCUGCUCAUUAAUACUUUUAGCCGAGUGUUGCAUAUCACAGUGAUUUUCAAGCAGAACUUAAGUCUAAAUAGAGGUAAAUAUGAGCUAUAGCACUGCGGUUGAAGAGGACAAGAGAGUAAAAAAUAUAUGAUUAACGCCGCAUUAAAUGAUAGCUUAUGUUUACCGUAUAUUAUAUACUUCAUUCGAAAAAAGGGCUUUAACACUGAACAGACUUACGCUGUCGCAUUUCGCACACGCCGCACAAAAUUCGAUAGAAAGGCGUACGAUACUCUUUAAAAGUGCCCGCUGUAGGAAUAGAUGAUAACGGGAAACAAGGCCAAAAAAGAAGCUUUACAUAACGCGUUGCUUUAUCGACGUGGUGGCAACGAUGAAUUGCAGUCCAACAAGUUUGUGUUGAAAUACCCGAAACAUCCGAGAUCUUUCUUUUGUCUUCGCUAAAGGGUUCGCCUCUAUUUCACAUUGAGACAUGUUUUGCCAAAAUAGCACUGACAUAAACUGACAAUAUCUCGAUACAACCGUGUAUUGUAAAGGAAGAGCCACAGGUUAAUGACGUCUUUAUAGGGCCAAAAAUGAGUCGGCGAGGUAGCUAGCGUAUUAUCGUUUUAUAGUUUCGGUGUUGUUCGAAAGUGAACACGCGGCUAAGUAUAUUAUAAUGCAACAAGCUGAAACUUCGCUUGCCGUAAUUAUUAAAUAAGUCGACAAGUGAGUCAAGUUACUGAAAGAGACGCACAACGCCGGGUGCGCUCAAGUCUUUAAGCGGACGUUUCGAGUAUACUUUUAAAAAGGUGAAACAAAACAAUUCCAUUCGUUACUAAGCUUCAUUUCUUAACGCUUAGUUCAAGGCUUAAGAGCACACGACGCAAAAAGCUCGAUAUGUGUAGAGAUAAACGCACGCGUGUAUAUCAAGUUUUUAGACGCCGAAAGGAAAAGCGAGAAGGUGUGAAAUACUUAUGAAAAAGCAAGAUCCUAUUACUGAUACCUCAGUUAUCAGCCAAUAUAGAAGUAAAGUAAAUAUGCACAACAACAGACAUAGCGUCGAAAAUAGCAUUUAGCAGCCAUAUUUUGAGCAAAUGGACGCAGCCUCUAUGUACAGACACAUCACGAAGCCACGAAAUUCUGCGAAAACUUGUUCUCGCUAAGGAGAAGGAUUCGCAAAUCAAAUAUCUGACCGCAGACCCGCUUUUUCGUCGCUAAUGGCUUAAUGUUCACAAUCGAGCCAGUUUAGCGAAAAAGAAAUGCCACACCUGCUUCUCGACAUUCUUCAUGACACUUAGAUUUUUAGCCAGCACACUUAGACGAUCGAGGUGACCGAGUCUACAGUCAACCGAAACGCUUGGACUGCGGCGAAGAAGGAAAAAAAAUACGAAUAGUCGAAAGGACAGAUAAUACGGGUACACGUAUACUCUUAAACCCACGCCUAUUCAAUCAAACCAGCCACGUGGCGACUGCAAUGACCAGCGGAAGUUGAAAGCGAAAUCGGUCGUAAACGUCCUGUGGGGGACAUUAACGUGAACGGGGACAUCGGGCCAAAUCAGCUGGUUGAGGAGGGGCCUCUAAGACGAUGGGUUUAGGCGACGAAAGUUCCCGUUCGAAUCUGGCGGCAGCAUUCCGAGCCAUGUCCAAGCCGAAGACGCAGCUUCCGCCGCCGGCCGUGGUCAUCACGCUGGACACUGACCCGUUCACCGUGGAUGCCAGCCCGGCUACAACGCCCACCACUGCCACCACGCCCACACUCGCCAAGGGUCGCCAAUCCGUGCACAGAGAUUCUCUCCUGCCUGUUCGUGUCGACUCGACGACGUCGGGCGAUCCCAAGGUGAACGGUGUGUACAGCGCCACUGGCUCCGGCUCGAACUCGCCGCGGGUGCAGAUCUUUCCGAUGAGGUCACGCGAGAACUCCGUGGUCCAGGAUCAGUCGGGCACCGGAAGCAGCAUCGAUCUCUGCCUGGGCAUUUCAGGCGAUGGCCCAGCGGAUGGAGUGCCGCCGGGGACGAAGGCGGACAGGCGCUGUUGCAACGAGAACAGCCGCAAGGUGUCGCUGGGGCUCGUGAUGACGCUGCUCAUCGCCGCCUCGUGGGUCGGGGCGGCGCACAUGCUCAAGGCCACGUUCGCCGAGAGCAACAGCCCCGCCAACCAGAGGCUCACCAGGGAGGGUCGGCUCAACGUUACCGAGGUCACAUUUGACGCACCCUUCUUCACUACAUGGGUCUGCGCAAGUUUCAACACGUUCUUCUUUCCCAUCUUCUUAAUGGGGCGACUCUGCUCCCGAACAGAGAAGACAACUGCCAAGAAUGUGCUCAUCGAGACCCUGGCGCAGCUGCAGGAGAAGCAGUUCACUUUCUCCCAGUUCUUCUCCCGGUGCGGUCUCUUCUGCCUGCUCUGGGUGGUGACCAACUACGCACUGGUGCACUCCCUACGCAUCCUGGACACCACAGACGUGCUGGCGCUCUACGCCUCCAACGUCUCGUUCGUGUACCUCCUCUCCUGGGUCAUCCUACACGAGCAGUUCGUCGGGAUCAGGAUUGUGGCGGUGAUACUGUGCAAUACGGGUAUUGCGCUACUGGCAUACAUGGAUGGAGUCACGAGAACCAUGACGCUCGGCGGAGUGGUGCUCUCGGCAGCCGCGGCUGCCGGCUCCGGAGUGUACAAAGUGACGUUCAAGAAGCUCAUAGGCGACGUGUCGUUCGGUCAGCUGUCGCUGUUCUUCAGCCUUAUCGGCUUCCUGAACCUGCUGCUCAUGUGGCCAGUCUUGCUGGCGCUGUACCUGUUACGCUUCGAGACGAUCGUGUGGAGUCGCAUGCCCUGGGGAAUGCUCGCCGGUGCAGGCGCACUUUCGUUACUAUCAAAUUUGCUGGGGAAUUUCGGCAUCAUCUGGACUUUUGAAAUAUUCCUCACAUUAGGACUUGCGUUUGCAGUGCCAAUUUCUGCGAUCGUAGACGUGUACAUCUACGAGGUGAUGUUCGAGGGCAUGAAGCUGGCCGGAAUCUUGCUCAUCCUGAUCGGCUUUAUGCUGGUGCUGCUGCCGGAGGACUGGCCCGACUACCUGACCAUGAUUCUGCGCUACCGACGGACCAGCCGCCGGCGCCGAACAGUCGCGAAGAAGCCCACGCCCCAGGACGCCACCACGGGACACCGCUCCCGCCUGAGGACGCCGUCCGGUCGCAUCAAGUAGCGCUUGGACGGGUUUGAGCUCGGGGACCUGCUCAGAGUUCAAAUCCAGAACAAACGGCUAGAGCAGACGGCGCACUUCAGCGUCGACAUGGCCAGUACGGUGUACGGCGGCCAGAGAACUCCGGACAGCGAAGCGCACGAGUACAUAUUCUAAUGAGGCAGUGAGUGGUGCGCGCUAUCGCAGAGUUACCUCCCUUUGAAAGCAACCACGUUGAUGCUGCGCACAGUGCGACGGUGCUGUCGUUCGCGCUGUCUCGGACAAGUUGUGUGCAGAACUCGUAUCGGCAGUGUGUCAUGCUGACGAAGAAUCGUGGGGCUGUUGUUACUGCCACUCAACGUUGCUCGAGAGAUGUUUCGGCUACAUUGCAGUGAAGACCAUGCUGUGUUGAUGCGCGUAAAGGUGCGCGCAAACUUCGGCUGAAAAUUGGGGAGAAGGACGCCGAAGUUGGACUUGUUUGUUUGCAGGGAUAAUGGUACGAGAAGAGCGUGUUGGUGGAACGUUAGCGUUGGAUAGUCGAGCGUUUCUUGUUAGAUUAUUACUGCGAGAGUCUAGGAGGCAGUUGUUCAGCGCACGCGGUGACGCUGACGUUUCGGUGACUUUCCUUUUUUUUUCUCGUUCAGCGUAAUGCGACGCUCAAGUCUGUAAGUUCACAGUGAAGUGUGUUUCCAUGAGCACUAACAACUUGCACUUGUUUGAUAACCAAGGAAGAGCUGCAAUAAUGUGCGUGUCACGUUGAUGUCACAAAAGCAUCCACAUCUGAGUCAAUGCAA